This is a messenger RNA of Solea senegalensis (Senegalese sole), 5300 nucleotides long. RefSeq names its product protein Jumonji-like. The coding region runs from base 248 to 1975 and encodes 575 amino acids. The transcript has 5 exons. NCBI's taxonomy places the organism in Eukaryota, Metazoa, Chordata, Actinopteri, Pleuronectiformes, Soleidae. The record is from RefSeq and is a predicted model, not a curated record.
GAGAAAACCGCUUCAUGUAAACUUGUCCCUGUUCUCUGAAGGCUCCGUGGUUAAUGGCAUCACCAGGCGUCAGUCCCUCCUGCCGGCCACUCCCAGUUGGAGCUGGACAUUACAGACACGCCCUCCGCAGCGCCGUCCUGCCAGCAUUGUUUGUGACAAGGAUGACCCUGCCAGCAAGAGACCUAGGUUGCAAGCACAGAGGAAAUUUGCCCAGUCCCCUCCCAGCUCACCAGGACCACCAGCAUUGAUGACAUCAGCACGGAGCAACCACAGCCAGCAUCUGACUGCAGUCAACUGUCUGACCCGACGUCGGCCCAAGACUGAGGAUUUCUUGUCUUUUCUCUGUUUGAGAGGUUCAGCAGCGUUGCCAAGCAACAUGGCCUUCUUGGCAAGUGGACGAGAGAAGGUCACUCAGCAUCUUGCUUCCUGUCUUUCCACCAAUCACAGGACUGCAGUUGAUGAAAAGAAAACAAGCAUUUUCAACAAAACAACAGUUCAGCGUGACUCUCGACCUCUGAGAGGGAGGACAGCUGUCAGCUCCUUCUGCCCUCAAGCUGCCAGGGAGAGCAGGAGGGAGAGAGCGGAGGAACGGCAGAGGAGGAGGUGGAGGAGCAGGAGAGAGACGAAGGAGGACAGGAGAGGGGGAGCUGAGAGACACCUCCUGAGACCCCGCCAGCUCGCCCUACAGGUCAGGAGGACUAAAAAGGUCACCAUGGUGACUGGACACACCUCCUCCGUGAGGUCCGCCCCUCCCUUAAAGUCUAGCUCAGGGGUUGGCAGCAGACGAUCCGCGAGGCCUUGCACAAGGUCAAGCAAUACCUGUAAACCCAGAGGCAAUCCUCACAUCAGACCACAGGAAACCAGCAAAACACACCUCUCCCGACAUAGCAACCAGCAGCUGCCUCAAAAACAGCACCUUCCUCUCCAGCAACGAACAGUCUCAAAGCACUAUAGCAACCCUAAGACCAUCAACAGUCUCCACAACUCAGGAAAAAGCCCAAGCAGUGCUCCAGCUCAGAUACCACUGGCUAAUGGCUCAGUCCACACACAGGCCUGUGAGAAGCCUGGAGUCCUGAGGAUGUCAAGGAGGAGGAGAGGUCUUCCACCAGACCCCACCAGCCCCACUCCUCUUAAUCAGGUUGCUAUGGACAAGAACUCCUCAAAGAAAAGCAGAACACUGCAGUACAAGAACGGUGACAACUCACCGGAGAGUCAUUGCCAUAUUGGUGAGAUGCCACAGAAGGAAGCCAUUGGUGGUAAAUGUGUUAAAAAGGAGUAUGAGAGCCAUACAGGUAAAACCACUGGUAGCAGCGAUGAAGACCUGCGUCAAGACAGAAGUGGCCGUGUUGGAGAGAUGAGACGUGAGAAGGGUGCUUGUUUCAGUGAAGACCUGCAGGACAAGGUGAAUGUUACACAACUGAGUUUGGUGAGAGUUGCUGCUCUGGAGCCUGCUAAAGAGACGGUCAACUUUGCCAGCGUCAUCUCUCACUGCAGCCUCCGCCCCGUCAGUGAGGUCAUAUGUAGACAUGUGCGAGAAAAGCGGCUUCAGAGAAUUCAGCCGACUCCAUCCACAAUCCCCAAGCCCGUUACUAGGAAUACAGAUUCUAGGACUGUUGCCAGAGCUGCUACUCCAAGGACUACAGUAAGUAAAGCUGCUAUCAACUCAGUGACAUCCCCACACACUGACCAACCACGCACUUAUUCUGCCAAGCACGCUGCAAAGGCACCGAACAAAGGUACUAACACGGACGCUACCAAGUGCACUUCACCAGCCGGCAGUUACUCUAUCCAUGAGCUUACAGGUGCUGCAAAAAGCUCUUCCAGUGGUAGCGCAGAGGCCCUGCUUAAGGACAGUGCAACUGUCAGUAGCUCUUCCAGCACUUCCAAGGGCUCUACAAAGGGCCUUUCGCAGACCAAGUCUACUACCUCAGCUAUGAAGACCAGGACCAGCCCUAGAAUCCUUCUGAAACGCUAACACCUGAGUGACGUGUGGAAAUGUUCUCAGUCUAGUAUUUCCAUUAAAGACGAUUAGAAAACAGUUUUAAAAACAUAAUUGAAGGCUGUUGAUCAUGUGAUGCAGGGUGAUGGUUAUUGGCUGAUUGGAUAGUGACGAUGGUGGUUAUUAUGGCUUGUUCUCUAUAUCUGUCAUUGAUGGUAGAAUUCUUUUUAGGUUUAUACAAAUAUGAAGAGUUGGGGAAAAGAUAGUUGUAGAGUUGACUAUAGACGAGUUCUGGAAAUUGUACAUUAUUUUGGGAGCUUGGAUUCAGUAAUGGGGCCUUGCUUACUUCCGGUACUUCGCCGGAUUAAUCUCUAUGGUGACUGAUUUGUGAUGCUUCCCUGUUUUUGUCCGACAUAGUAGCUUGAUAUGUUUGUAUAUUAUAAUCACGAGGAAAAGCUUAAUGUGAAAGCACACGUGCGUCAGUCUGCUGAACUGAUUUGCUUUACAGAGAGCUGUCAUGCAUAUGGCUACAAGCCCUUUGUCCAGGUUAUUUCUUUGCAGUCGAGUUACAAUCUUAAGAAUCAACUUAUUUACUGACCUUUAUCUGAAACAGGAAUGUUCUCAAAGUUUCCUACGUCAAUUACAUAAAAAUCUGAAGACUUUCUCGCCUGAAAUCCUCAGGAGAAUCAAAGGAGACAUUAAACUUGUCUCAUAUACUCUGCCCUGCCAGGAAAAAGUCACACACUUGAAUAUCUUGUUAUUUCAAUCCACUGUGGCAUUAGUUUUUCAUGAUAUGUCGAUAUUUAUCUGUGUUCGGGAAUUAGCCAAAUAUUAGAGUAUGUGACCUUUUUUUUUUGGUGCACUGGGCAGUGUUUAUAUAACUAGCUAGGGUUUUAGUUGCAGUAAUAUUUAACGUCCUAAAUCGGUGAUGGUCCAGUGUACGUCAGACUGCCAAAGCCUUAAAUUAUCGUCAUUUAAACUCUGGAAUGUUUUUGUUAUGUUUUGUAUGGACUGAAGAGCAUGGAUGUUGUUUCCAUCGCAUUCGUUGAAUUCUAAUUUUCCUAACCUAUGAGAAUGAUUUAAGCAGGACACCCUGUUUUAAACCUUCAUGUGGACUAGCCAAUAUUUCUAAUAUUGCAACACACAAAUGCAGUGACAACUUCAAUCUGCAGAUAAACAGAUCUCUUGAGCCACUUGUGUGUCCGCAGCUUCACAGUCACCAGCCUCUGUAAAAUCAGCAGGACCUUUUUAAUCCACUGCUCUGUUUAAGGGACAAAACGAGUAAGUUUACGUGUGAAAUGUUAUAAGAACAACAAUGGUGACAGUUUUAUUGACUCCUUUUUAUUCAUUCACACUUCUCCUUCCACUGAAGUCUUUAACGUCCUUAUUGAGUGUAUGUGUUGACUUCAGAGGAAAUGGUGACCAUUAGGGUUGCAAAGGGGCAGAAACUUUCCAUUGGUACUUUUGUUCAGGAAUUUGGGAAAUAUACUUAAUAUUAGGAAACGUUCCAUGGGAUUCAUUAAUGAGAAUUAACUGGAAAUUCUGGAUACUUUAAAGAAACUGUCAUUCUGUUUUCACAGCUGUGAUGUCACUCGAGGGGGAAACAAGAUCUUUCAGGGCUUUUUAUGGACUAUAGGAAGUUUUUACCAGAAUGAAACUAAAAAAUAGCAAAUUAAAAGAUCUAUAAAUGCCUAUGUCAAUGUCUCGAGGUGUCCUGUGAACAGUUUUACAGGCGUUUCAUUUUUACUAUUGUGAUCUAUAGGAAAAUUGUUGUAUUUCUUUGUUACUGUAACAUAAGUGCAAACAUAGCUACAUGCCAGAGAGGGAGGUGCUCUAUCCAGUUCUUAUAAUACAUCCAUGGCAUGUGAUGGAGGAAUUGCAUUAAAUUGCCAACCUUCAACUUUAAAAAUAUCCAGUUUAUUCCUGUUAAUUCCUAUGGAAAGUUUCCAAUUUUGCAACCCUAGUGACCACACAUAUGAAUAAAUGUGGAACGCUUAUUUCACAGUCUGUGCAGAUUCAUACUUUUGUAGAUAAAAAAAAAAGAGCGUGUACGUUUUAUGUGGCAGCUUAACGACAGAUAUUUUACAAAUAAACACUUGCGGUUUGACCUUCACUGUUGAUGUGAUAAACGGCCAUGGAGCCUCCAGUAAAUGUGGACAUUCGCUGGAGUGUCGCGUGGCUCUUGGAUGAUAUCAGGUGCUAUAAGUUUUGCAUAUUGGCUUAUAUUUGGGUAGAAGAGUAGUGUGGCAGUAUUAAACUAAGAGCUACUCUGAAGAUUAAUAAAUAUUGCACAUUAUCCUCACAUGAAAGAAAAUGUGUGUAGGAUUUAAAAAAAAGUGACUGACGGCAGUGUACACUGCUGCCUUUGCUUUAUUUCAAAUAUACUUGCCAUGAAAAAAAUUAUUUAAAGUUGUUGGAAUCAUAAUUAAAUGAGUGACACAUGCAUUUGUAAAUGAGGUAUUUAUACACUGUUCAUAUAAUAUAUUGCAUUUGAUCCGUCUGAACCACGUGUUUAUUUAUGGCUGACACACGUUUUAAUAAAGUUACCAGUAAAGGCAUGAACUCAUUUGAUAUUAUGACCUGUGGAAAUAUAUCAACUGUGGUUUGCAAAGCAAGCACUCGAUACGACUCCCUUUUUAAGAGGUUGUUGUAUUUUGUAAUUAAAUAGGUAGGAGUUUAAUAGAUUUUAAAAAAGGAUUAUAAAGUGAACGUUUUUGUACAUGUUUUACUGUGAAGCCUGAACGCUGACUCAUCAUGAGACUGUCUGACACCAAACAGCAGCUGUGUCAUUACAAAACUUUCCAUUUGAACAUGAAGACCUUCCCUUUUUUUAGUGUGAUUUUAAGUCAUUUCCUUUCUUUGGAAAUAGUCAGUACAUGUCUCAAUUUCAAAUAUUUAAUGCUUCCUGCUAUGCAAAGUAGCCAUUGUGUACUCGUCAGUGACACUUAGAGAAAGUAUGAUCAGGGGACAGUUGGACAAUCUGGCUUCCUGAUACAGGAGUCGCACUGGAUAUGACCUGUCUUUACUCGUUGAGGUAAAUAGUGGAUUAGAAAUUAGAUUUAUUGCAGUUUACUGUGAACAUUCAGCUCUCCACACUCGUGUUUCUCGUGGACACUGACCUUGUGUGAGAAAAAUUGGUCCUAACAUGAAUGAAUGAAUGCCUUUUAUUCCUGACCUUAUUAAAGCGUGUGAUAGCCUCUCAUAGCUAGUUUAUAAAACUGAAAGUGUUGCUGAGCACUCCGUCAACCCCAGGUGAACAUAACGUAACACAUGGGAAAGUAUUUGAAAAGGAAAUUCUAAGAACAAUGUGUAAAUGUGAAGCAUUUGAAUGAGAAUUUGUAAUAAAGUUUCUUUGUGCAUA